This is a messenger RNA of Prunus avium (sweet cherry), 1080 nucleotides long. Lineage: Eukaryota; Viridiplantae; Streptophyta; Magnoliopsida; Rosales; Rosaceae. The record is from RefSeq and is a predicted model, not a curated record.
UUUGUGGGUGCAAGUCGUGUCUCUUUCUGCCUCUCUGCCUCUUUCUAUCUUCUUCUCCUUAAAAUUCCUUUGGUGGCUUCUUCCAUCUUCUCUCACUCUCUCACUCUCUCACUCUCUCACUCUCUCAGUCUCCGUGAAUCAAACACAGUCUACUCUGAUAUCUAUCAAAUGGCUAUUGUUACUGCUUCUGCUCAUCUUUCUCUGAAUCUCUCUUCCCCUCUGCUGCGUGCCUCUGUAGCUUCCUCCAAAUGCUUCCCUACGGAAAUGUCGCCUGCAAUAUCAUCAGCAAACAAAAGAAGAGCUCUCCCAUGUCCUCUUGUGAUCAAGAACACCAGAAUUUCUAGUGUAGAUGUUGUUGAUGAGGCUGACCAGCAAAAAGAAUUAGGGAUGGAGAAGAAGCCCAACGAGACCCUUUUGUAUUCCCUCAGUCCUUUGCCUCUGCUGCUUGUGGCUGCUCUUCCUGGAGCUGGAGCUGUGACAUCUCUGUUCGAGCCUUUCGUUGAGCUUGUUAAAUCAUUUGGUCUUCCUGGCUGGCUUGUGCAUUGGGCUGUGGUGCUUUUUGCCAUGGGAGGCUAUGGAACAUAUCUUGGUUACCGGAUACGGUAUUCUGAUGAUGUGGAGGAGAAGGCCAAUGCCAAAGACUUGCACCCUAAGCUUCUAGCUGGCAUGUUUUUCUUUUUCGCUCUUGGAGCAACUGGUGGAGUAACUUCUCUUCUCACUUCAGACAAACCCAUUUUUGAGAGCUCUCAUGCUGUCACAGGGCUUAUUGGCCUUGGCCUCUUGACCAUACAAACCAUUUUACCUGCUUUGUUUGAGGGCAAACCUCAAUUGAGAACUGUUCAUGGGGUCUUGGGUACUGGGAUCAUGACAUUGUUUGUUGUCCAUGCUGCCCUUGGACUUCAACUUGGCCUAAGCUACUAAUAUAUGAUUCUUUUCCAUGCCUAGCUAGUUUUCUUGGAUUUUCUUCACUACAUUUUAGCUUAAUUAUUCAUACCCUUUUCCACAAUUGGUUUCAACUUUAAGCUCUCAGGAUCAGCAAUCUUAUUGAGCAAAAAACACAGCAGCAGGGAGUAGGGAAAA